AUGCCUGGUAAUAAAAAGCUCAUUAUUGAUACAGACGGAGUUGCAGACGAUGUUCGAGCAAUUUCAUUGGCUUUACAAAGUCCUAACGUUCAGGCCAGUCCUGUGUUGGCGAUAACCACCGUGCGAGGAGUGAUCAACGUCGAUCAGGUGGUAACAAAUAUUUCCAGAACACUACGAGCUAAUAAAGCCAAGGUCAGAUGUCUGGUACCGAUAUACAAAGGAGCCUUUGAACCGCUGGUUGCAGUAACCGGCAGUGAGGUAGAUGAGUCCUUUUUUUUUGGCAAAGACGGUAUCGGUGAUAAACCUAAUGAUUUUCCGGCGGUUACUGCCGAUGAUCGUGAGAACUAUGACAAGACAAUGCCAGCAUCGUUAGCAUUAACAAAACUGCUAAAACAGCAUAAUGAUGUAACAUUAGUUUGCCUCGUUUUCUUAUGUGGUAGAGUUAUCAGCUACUGGGUUUACGUAGGAGUUACUCAUUCAAUUAAAUCGCUAAUACUUUUGACUUUUGAUCGCAGUUUGAGCAUUUGUCAAGAAGCUGUGUUUUUAGGUCCAUUAACCAAUAUUGCUUUGGCUUUAAAGCUGGAUAAAGAAUUUGCAAGUUUGCCAAAAGAGGUGUAUAUAAUGGGCGGAAAUUUAUACGGAAUUGGUAAUAUGCGAUCAGAACAUACGUCAGAGUUUAACUUUGGAAAUGACCCAGAAGCAGCUUAUAUUGUGCUGUCUAAAAUGCAAUGUCCAGUUACACUUAUUCCCUGGGAAGCUUUUUAUUUCGAGAGCGAAAAGCCUCACCAAGAAAUUGACUUCCAUGCUCAUCUCAGCUUGGGUACGCCGUUAGCGAAUUACUUUUCGACUGUAACCAGUCUUGGUCGAGCAGUUUUGCAAAAAAAUAAUCGACAAUUCGCCUUUUGCGAUGAGAUUGCAGUAGCAGCGGCCAUUGACGAUCAGACUGUCAUCAAAGAAAGCAAGCAAUUACGAGCAUCGGUAGAACUAGCGGGGUACCACACCAGGGGACAAGUAGCGUGUGACUGGACCGAACAGUUAUUUAACAAUGAAGAUUUGGAACAUAAGAUCGAUAGACGCCGGAAACCGAUUCGCUUCGUUGUCUCAUACAACGUUCGGAUUGUCAACAGGAUGAUCACUGAUGCAGUUCAAAAUCUUUCCUAA
Messenger RNA from Enterobius vermicularis (human pinworm), 1161 nucleotides. Lineage: Eukaryota; Metazoa; Nematoda; Chromadorea; Rhabditida; Oxyuridae. The record is from the annotation of a GenBank genome assembly.